CCCAGCUCGAGCGGGCCUGCCUCGCCUCGGACACCUGAUUUCACUCCGGUGCCGACAGCGUAACUACGGUUCUGGGGGAGAAGGCGUCUCAGGACGCAGGGGCGCUUGUCACUUAAAGCGACUCAACCAUCACGGCGCGCUGACUUCUUUAGGACGGACGGAUCUACAGGAACGCACGGAGUUCCUCCCCGUGGCCUCCCGGAGCUGAGAGCUGCUGGCUUAUGGGAUCGGGUCCAAACCCCCUGGCCUGCCACGGAAGGGCCUUCGGAAGGGGCCGCACCCACCCCGCCCACAGGGACAGCGCGGGGCCUCCCCACCCCUCACCCCUGCAAGCAGGUGCGGUGCCCGCCAGGACGCCCUCCUUACUGUCCACCUGCAACCUCCCACUCAAAGCCAGCCCUCCGCUCGCACCGCGCGGCACCCCCCCCCCCAACCCGGAGCGCACCGCCUUCUAAGGAGGCGGGGGGCCUCUCCACCCCCCCACCACGGGGCAGGGGCAGCGACGGCGUCUCAGGGGCCCCAGCUGAGCAGCUCAUCCAAUGGAAGUGGAAUUCCCACGUGAUCUCGCAGUCAGCCACACCGAGGUGGGAACGCUGCUGUUGUGAGGCUUGAGUUCGUGUUGUGCGAGGUGCCUGGAACAGUCCUGGGAACGGACUGUGUGUCUGAUAACUGUCUGCACUCCUCUGGGCUGACGGUGAACCCGUCACAAAGGAGACUGCGUACCCAAGCCACUGUCACCCCGCGGUGCUCUGCUCCUGGGGGGUUUGCACUGACAUCAAGCGCAUCGGCGUUUGUGUCCCUGGGAGAUUAUCCGUGGUCGCAGUCAACCUGUUGAAGAAAUGGAUUUGGAUCAGUUGGACCUGAAUCCCAGAAUUACUACUGCGGUCAAGAAAGCCAAACUGAAGUCAAUAAGGGAGGUUUUGCAUUUUUCUGGACCAGACCUGCAGAGACUAACCGGCCUCUCCAGCCUCGACGUGCAACACUUGCUGAGAACGGCCUCUCUGCACCUGCGGGGAAGCAGCGUCUUCACAGCUCUGCAUCUGCACCAGCAGAAGAAGAGGUUCCCCGCCCAGCACCAGCGCCUGAGCCUGGGCUGCCCCGUGCUGGACGGCCUUCUCCGCGGCGGCCUGCCCCUGGACGGUGUCACCGAGCUGGCCGGUCACAGCUCCGCCGGGAAGACCCAGCUGGCCCUGCAGCUCUGCCUGACCGUGCAGUUCCCUCCGCGGCACGGAGGCCUGGAGGCCGGGGCCGUGUACGUCUGCACUGAAGACGUCUUCCCGGACCUGCGUCUGCAGCAGCUCAUUGCAGGGCAGCGGCACCUGCGGACGGACGUUCCGGGAGAGGUGAUCGACAGGAUGAAGUUUGGCCACCAGAUCUUCAUCGAGCACGUGGCCGACGUGGACGCCCUGCUGGAGUGUGUGAGUAAGAAGGUGCCCGUGCUGCUGUCGCGGGGGAUGGCCCGCCUAGUGGUCAUCGACUCCGUGGCGGCCCCGUUCCGCUGUGAGUUUGACGGCCCGGCCUCAAUGCCCAGGGCCAGGCAUCUGCAGGCCUUGGGGGCCACCCUGCGCCGGCUGAGCAGCACGUUCCGGAGCCCCGUGCUAUGCAUCAACCAGGUGACAGAGGCCAUGGAGGAGCAGGGUGCGGCACCCGGGCCACAAGGUCUCUGGGAGGAGCGGGUCUCUCCGGCCCUCGGAAUGACCUGGUCCAAUCAGCUCUUAAUGCGGCUGAUGGUCAGCCGGCGCCGCCCCGAGGAGGAAGCCGUCCUCCCCCCGCCCGGCCGCCCUGACCGCACCCUGCGGGUGAUCUUCGCCCCUCACCUGCCCCCCUCAUCCUGUUCCUACACCGUCAGCAUGGAGGGGGUACGGGGGACUCCCGGGACCGAGGCCCGUUGACGUGGCAGCUGCAGAACGGCCGGUCAGGUCCCAAGAAACCCCGAGUCUGGCCGAGCCCUCCACACUCUGCAGGCACAGGGGACUCACGUCUUGACCCGGAACACCCAUCACCGGGACAGGGUCUGCUCCAGGGGUUGGCUGCCCCUUCUCAACGGCGGGAAGGCAGUAAGCACGGAUGACCCGCCUGACGUG
This is a messenger RNA of Leopardus geoffroyi (Geoffroy's cat), 2084 nucleotides long. RefSeq names its product X-ray repair cross complementing 3 (gene XRCC3). Lineage: Eukaryota; Metazoa; Chordata; Mammalia; Carnivora; Felidae. Bases 840 to 1892 code for a protein of 350 amino acids. Gene Ontology annotation, biological process: resolution of mitotic recombination intermediates; double-strand break repair via synthesis-dependent strand annealing; telomere maintenance via recombination. The transcript is spliced from 9 exons. Gene Ontology annotation, molecular function: ATP-dependent DNA damage sensor activity; ATP binding; four-way junction DNA binding. The record is from RefSeq and is a predicted model, not a curated record. Gene Ontology annotation, cellular component: Rad51C-XRCC3 complex; replication fork.